CUGCGCUAUAUAUAGAAGUCCCCUGUGCUAAACAAAGUUCGCGGUUAAUUGCGCGUUCCUCUGUUGUCGUCUUUUUCCUUGUUUAACAGAAAGCCUAAAAAUACCAAAAUUUCAACGCAAAUACAUCAAUGGAUUGGGUUCGAGGUGAAGCAGUAGGGCAUGGUAGCUUCGGCAAAGUCAAUUUUGCAAUCCCCAAAUUCCACAGCACUCAUCUUUUUCCACCAAUGGUAGUCAAGUCAUCUGCAGCUUCCUCCUCUGCUACCCUCAUUAACGAGAAGUUGAUAUUGGAUGACCUUAACUGUUGCCCCUACAUUAUUCGCUGUUUUGGCCACAGCUAUACAUACGAAAAAGGAGAAAAAUUGUACAAUGUCUUGUUGGAGUAUGCUUCAGGGGGUGCUCUGUCUGACAAGCUCAAGAAUUCCGGUGAUCGUAAGUUGCCGGAGAUUGAAAUCAGAAAAUACACCAGGGAAUUAUUGAAAGGGCUACACUAUAUUCACAAGAGUGGCUAUGUUCACUGCGACAUUAAACUUCCGAACAUUCUUUUAGGCGAAGAUGGCCAAGUCAAAAUCGCUGAUUUUGGGUUGGCGAAGAGAGCCGAAUCAAUAAAAUAUGAUAAAUUGCGAUGUGAAUUGAGGGGUACCCCACUGUACAUGUCGCCGGAAAUGGUUACCGCCGGCGAACAGGACACUCCGGCCGAUAUCUGGGCACUUGGGUGCGUAAUUGCUGAGAUGGCAGCAGGAGUUCCGGUCUGGGGAUACUCUGAUUUAACCCAAUUAUUAAUGAAAAUUGGAGUUGGUGAUGAGUUGCCUGAAUUUCCCAUGAAGUUAUCGGAAGAAGGAAAAGAUUUCCUAGAAAAAUGCUUCGUGAAGGACCCAAGAAAGAGAUGGACGGCUGAGAUGCUUUUAAAACAUCCCUUUGUUGCUGAUCAAGAUGACACUGUUACAUUGAACGACGAAAGAUGCUACAGUAGCACCCCUUCAACAUCUCCUAGGUGCCCAUUUGAUUUCCCCGAUUGGGUAUCUGAUGACUCUGCUGAAUCAUCAGCAACAUGUCAAAUUACGUCUCUGCCUUCGCCGGCGAUUCAAGAAUUACUCAAUUUUAGCGGCGGGUCAUUAUCCACAUCACCGGCUGAGCGACUAAGGGGAUUAAUGAAUGAACUCAGACAAUCUGAAUGGUCCGAUGUUGAUGAGGACUGGGUCAGAAUUCGGUGAUGUCUAUCUCUAUCAAAUUAUUAUUAAAUUGAGUAAUAAAAUAGCCAGAGUAGUAUUUAGAUUUUCAAGAGUACUGAA
Messenger RNA from Solanum dulcamara, 1289 nucleotides. Its product is annotated as mitogen-activated protein kinase kinase kinase 20-like. Gene Ontology annotation, molecular function: protein kinase activity; ATP binding. Gene Ontology annotation, biological process: protein phosphorylation. The coding region runs from base 129 to 1211 and encodes 360 amino acids. NCBI's taxonomy places the organism in Eukaryota, Viridiplantae, Streptophyta, Magnoliopsida, Solanales, Solanaceae. The record is from RefSeq and is a predicted model, not a curated record. The transcript has a single exon.